CAAUGAAUAAUUAAUACCAAUAAAAGUCUUAGUUUCAUAACACAGGGCAAUCUAACAAAUGAUUGACUAGUAAACAUUGACUGACUCAGCCAUGUGACCCACAACCUGCUCUUGAGCUAACACAGACCUUCAGUAUAUAAACUCAGAUUCUGACAGCCAGAGUCACUCCCUCCUGAGCCACAGAUGAAAAUGGAGCUCCUGGGAGGAGCCACUGUUGUCCUCCUGGUAUGCAUUGCUUGCCUGCUCUCCUUUGCAGCAUGGAAAGGAAGGUCUGGGAAGGGGAAGAUGCCUCCAGGACCAGCUCCCCUGCCCAUUCUAGGUAACCUGCUGCAGGUGAAACCAAGUAACUUGGCCAAAACCCUCCAGAAGCUCAGUGAAGCGUAUGGACCAGUGUUCACAGUGCACAUGGGCUCUGACCCAGUGGUGGUGCUGCACGGAUACGAUGUGGUGAAAGAAGCCUUGAUUGAUCGUGCAGACGAGUUUGCUUCCAGGGGACACAUGCCAAUUGGAGAGAGGACUAACAAUGGAUUAGGGAUUAUUUUCAGCAACAAUGAGCCAUGGUUGCAAGUCCGGCGGUUUUCUCUCACCACUCUGCGGAACUUUGGAAUGGGGAAGAGGAGCAUUGAAGAGAGGAUACAGGAGGAAUCUGACUACUUGCUGGAAGAGAUCCACAAAACAAAGGGAACAGCUUUUGACCCAACCUUCAUGCUGAGCUGUUCUGUCUCCAAUGUCAUAUGCUCCAUUAUCUUUGGGAGACGAUAUGAUUAUAAAGACAAGAAGUUCCUGGCUCUGAUGGACAACAUGAACAACAUCUUUGAGAUGAUGAACUCCCGCUGGGGACAGCUCUACCAGAUGUUCUCAAAUAUCAUGGAUUACCUGCCUGGCCCACACAACAAUAUAUUUGCAGAAUUUGAUGCUCUAAAAGCCUUUGUAGCAGAGGAGGUGAAGUUGCACCAAGCCUCCCUAGAUCCCAACUCCCCUCAGGAUUUCAUCGACUGCUUCCUCAGCAAAAUGCAGGAGGAGAAAGACCAUCCCAAUUCUAGUUUCCACAUGAAGAACCUGGUAACAAGUGCUUUUGACUUGUUCAUUGCUGGAACUGAGACAACAAGCACAACUGUACGAUAUGGGCUUCUGCUUCUUAUCAAAUAUCCAAAGAUACAAGAGAAAAUUCAAGAAGAGAUUGACCAGGUAGUAGGACGAUCAAGAAAACCCUGUGUGGCUGACCGGACCCAGAUGCCCUACACAGAUGCCGUGGUCCAUGAAAUCCAGCGCUUCAUCACUCUUGUCCCCCUGGCUCUCCCUCACACUGUGACCAAAGACACCAGCUUCAGAGACUACGUCAUUCCUAAGGGCACCACGAUUUACCCUGUCCUCGCUUCUGUCCUCUACGACAGUAAAGAAUUUCCAAACCCACAUGAGUUCAAUCCUGAACAUUUCUUGAAUAAGGAUGGCAGCUUUAGGAAGAGCAACUACUUCAUGCCCUUCUCAGCAGGAAAACGAAUUUGCCCAGGAGAGGGCCUGGCACGAAUGGAGAUAUUCUUACUCAUAGCCACCAUCUUGCAGAACUUUACUUUGAAGUCUGUUGUCAACCCCCAGGAGCUCAGCAUAACCCCAAUUCUGAGUGGGAUAGGCAAUGUACCUCCUGACUUCCAGCUCUGUGCUUUCCCCCGCUGAAAAGCACUGAACCACUCUCCACUGGCCUGAAAAUGGCCAUUGCUUUACAUGUUCUUUACUAAAAUCAACAGCAGGAGCAUUGGCCCACCUUUCCCAGGCCUUCAGGAAGGCAGUCCAAACACAGGAACAAAGUAGAGACCUUUGAAGCCUCCAGACCUCCACCAAACCGCAGGAGGCCCUGGGUGACAUUGCAGCCUCUGGCACUGCUGCUCUGUCCCCGGAUCAUUGAGGACAGUGGCUGCAUCAAACAGCCACUCUUGGUUUUCUCACCAACACAGCUCCCGUGGCAGCACCUGCAGCACGUGUCCCACCAAGACCUGGCUUUGCAGAUGGACACUGCUGCACGUGUGUACAGUCAUGUAAAUAUCCAAUCCAAUAAACACAAAUCUGUUUAUGACGAUUUGAGCUGUUCUUUAAUUUGGAUUGGGGCAGUGCCCACAUCUGCUGCUGCACUGCAGAGUAGGUCUGCAGAGCCUGUGGCCAGCAGCCUGUGGGAAGGGCUGCCUCUCCUGGGCAAGGAUCCUGCCUUUGUCAUCCACUGUGCUCACUGCUGCUGCCUGCAAGGAGCUCCAGAGCAGCCACAGCACACCACCAUUCGGGAAGGCUCAUAGUGCUGGAGGAGAAUGGUAUCCUGCAGCCUGUCUGCCAAAUGAAAUGAAUACAUUCAUGCUUUUUGCAGCCUGUUGCAAGGAGAUCACUUACCUGAGCAUUGGAGGCUGCAGCCAACUCUCUGUUGGCUGUUUUCUACCAUCAGUAUCACUGCAUGGAUUUAGGUACUCUUAAUUAAAAUAAAUGGAAUUAGGAAAAGGGUAGUGUCUCUUAUUUCCAACUCCAGCUACAAUUUGGUGCCCUUCUUUCAGUAAAUGGCCAGAUGGUUUUCAUAAAAAUAUUCCAUACCAGAUUACUUCAUCUGGGCUUCUUUGCUCCUGUGGCCCUUUGUUGAGUCAGGAUGUACAGUUUGUCUUGAUCUUCAUUUGCAUAGAUACUUGUCCCCUGCAUCAUGAUCAUAUAAAAGUCCUAGUGGCAAAAUAUAAUUUCUGUGAUUGAUUGUCAUGUGGUACUCAGAGACCACGUGAGUACUGGAGAGAAAAGAGUGUGCAAGAAUUCCCACCUCCCAUUGGAAAAGUUUAGCAUUAUUUUGAUGGAAAUAUCACAUUUGCCCACAGCUCAGGUCCAUCCCUCUUUCUUCCUCCAUUUGUUCCCAUGAAGACUGCAGCUCUAAUGCCU
Molecule: messenger RNA, 2901 nt
Organism: Pyrgilauda ruficollis (rufous-necked snowfinch)
Lineage: Eukaryota; Metazoa; Chordata; Aves; Passeriformes; Passeridae
Product: cytochrome P450 2C8-like
Exons: 9
Coding region: 184-1674 (496 amino acids)
Biological process (GO): xenobiotic metabolic process
Cellular component (GO): cytoplasm; intracellular membrane-bounded organelle
Molecular function (GO): iron ion binding; heme binding; oxidoreductase activity, acting on paired donors, with incorporation or reduction of molecular oxygen, reduced flavin or flavoprotein as one donor, and incorporation of one atom of oxygen
Source: RefSeq, a predicted model, not a curated record